GAGCAACAAGUGGCCUGCCGCCUGCGCGAUGCCGCACAAUGAGGACUUCAAGGUGAGGCAGGUUUGCGGGUAUUCGGAGAAAACACUGAAAAUCCCGAUGGCACUGCUUGUUGGUCGAGCCGGACCUGCGUGACAGAUGUCGAUUAAAGCCAAACUUUGCCUCGAUUACAUCGUCUCUCGGCUAAGUUGGAACACUACAUCACCUCCCACUACCUCCGCCGAUAUGAUUAUUCCCAUCCGCAGGUCUAUUCAGAUACAACCAAGCCAAAGUCCAUCGUCUCUGGUUCUUGCAGUCUCAUCGUACUGGAGAGAUCACGACCCACCACCACCACCAUGACCUCAAGAAAAGACUUUGAAAUCUUCUCUCAUCGGUCGAGGAAGCGCUCCGAGACCUCCACUCCGGAGCGACUGUUAUGGCUGGAGGCUUCGGCUUCAGCGGUAUACCCGAGACCAUUAUCGAAUACGUCCGCACCCGGGACGAUAUCGACUCGCUCAACAUGAUCUCUACCGAAUCAGGCGACGACGAUUGGGGACUGGGACGCCUGUAUGCUCCACAUAACAAGAUUGCCAAGCAGAGUCUCUCCUACAUUGGAAGAUGCACAGUCAUGGAGCAGGACUACCUCUCCGGUCAGACAGAGUUGCAUUUGAUUCCUUGGGAACAUUCGCCGAAAAGAUUCGAAAUUGCCGACCAGGGAUUCCUGCUUUUUACACUCCUACCGGGCUUUAAACACUCCGAGAUCACGAUUGUAGAGGCGGAGGAGAUCGUCGAGACCGGCGAGCGCUCACCCGAAUCCAUGCACCUACCUAGAUUGAACGUGAACAGGCGGGCGGCCAAAGAAUUUGUACCUGGAAGCUCAUGCAAUACGGGGUGGGCAUGCCGGACGCUGGCCUCUGAUUAUGCGGCCAAGGAUGGUAGACAUGUGUUUGUGCAGUCUGAGAAUGGCGUGAUUGAUGUGGGAGGAUACCCGAAAAAGGGUGAGGAAUCAAGUGAUUGUAUCAAUGCUGGCAAGGAGAGUAUCCUGCCAAUUCCUGGCGCCAGCACAUUUGGCUCGGAUGUUUCAUUUGGCCAGAUUCGAGGAGGCCAUCUCGACAUGACGGUCCUCGGCGCACUGGAAUGUAGCCAAUAUGGAGACAUUGCCAACUACAUGAUACCUGGAAAGAUGGUCAAAGGCAUGGGUGGCGCCAUGGAUCUCGUCGCAAAUUUUGAAGAGACCAAAGUUCUAGUCGUACAGACUCACUGCGACAAGCAUGGCAAUCCCAAGAUCAAAGCCAAAGCUGGCAUGUUUCGACGUUGA
Zymoseptoria tritici IPO323 is the source of this 1295-nucleotide messenger RNA. RefSeq lists its product as uncharacterized. The record is from RefSeq and is a predicted model, not a curated record. Bases 414 to 1295 code for a protein of 293 amino acids. The transcript is spliced from 5 exons. Gene Ontology annotation, molecular function: CoA-transferase activity. Lineage: Eukaryota; Fungi; Ascomycota; Dothideomycetes; Mycosphaerellales; Mycosphaerellaceae.